This is a messenger RNA of Hansenula anomala, 717 nucleotides long. It is a transcript of the gene BBC1, whose product is annotated as Bbc1p. The transcript has a single exon. The annotation marks the transcript as partial. The record is from RefSeq and is a predicted model, not a curated record. NCBI's taxonomy places the organism in Eukaryota, Fungi, Ascomycota, Saccharomycetes, Phaffomycetales, Wickerhamomycetaceae.
UGGUGGUUGAAGAACAAUGAGUUACCACCAGGAUUACAAUCAAGGGUUAAUAAGGAAUUGAUCUUUGAAGUCGAUGAAAAUGUUAUCAAGAGAAGAGGUGGUAAACAGUUAGUUUUGAAAGACUAUUACAUUUUGAAUCAAGAUAACUCGCAACUAAUAUUGCAUGUUGUUUUUGACCCUGCUGAUCCACAUGGAACUGUUAAUAUCACAGAAACAACUGAAGAUCCACCGGCUUUAGAUAAGUCUGCAUUGGAUAAAUAUUCGACCACUUUAGGGAAUCAAGUCUUCCAAAUUGCAUCAAGGUUGGUGAAUCAAUCAAUAAAAGAGCCAUUAGUUACUCAUAUAUUGUCACAAAUUGGUGGUGUUUUGAAGCCAGUUGGUUUAAGAAGCUAUGGUGCUGUAAUUUAUACCAACUCAAACAAUACAGAAGUUCACCAAGCUGAUGAUUUUAAACCAGGUGACGUUAUUGCCAUCAACAAGGCUAAAUUCCAAGGUCAUAAUAAACUACACCAAAAGAUUAUUUAUGAAGUUGGUAACAGUGGUGCUCCAUUUGCUGCAAUCAUUACUGAAUACGACGAAAACAAAAGAAAAUUUCGUGUUAUUGAAGCAGAUGCCAAUGGUAAAGUUAAACACUCUUCUUAUAAACCUUCUGAUAUGAAAAGUGGUAAAAUUAAAGUGUUCAGAGUAGUGAGCAGGGACUUUGUUAAUUGGAACUGA